GAGAGUGUUUCUAUUAGUGGGCUUGACAUUUGUUGCAUGCUGUGUAAUCUUGUUCCAAAAAAUGAAGGGCAAUGAAAGUGAAUAUAUGAAAUUCUAAGUUAAAUCUUAAGCAAACGUUAAAUAAUAUGGCUGGCCCUUUUCUUUCACCGAUGCCUGGUGAUUUGUUAAACGAGUACAUGUUCGGUAGACGGCGGCAAAGGCGAAAUCGAACUACUUUUACUCCACAACAGUUACAAGAGUUGGAACAACUGUUCCAUAAAACGCACUAUCCUGAUGUUUUUUUACGUGAAGAGAUCGCUCUGCGGAUUAGUUUAAGUGAAGCUCGUGUCCAGGUUUGGUUUCAAAAUCGUCGUGCCAAAUGGAGAAAACAUGCUCGUUUGCAAUUGCUACAAGAUGCUUGGCGAAUGAGAUGUUUAGGCAUAGGUACCGCGCAAAUGGUCAUCGAUUCUCAAGCAGCAACCAACGAUAGUAACAAUAUUCUUAAUGGAUCUUCCAAUUGUUCCAACGAGCAUCAAACUUCGCAAAGCGGCGCAACUUCAUGUUUAACUGAAUCUGAAUUUCCCCUUAUGCAUCCGGCGUUUAAAAAAAUAAAUAAUUUCAACAUCGCCAGUAAUGGAAAUAAUACAUCAAGUAUAGAACACAAAGGAGGUACAACAUCGGAGAGCCUUUGA
Anopheles bellator is the source of this 671-nucleotide messenger RNA. Its product is annotated as ALX homeobox protein 1-like. Lineage: Eukaryota; Metazoa; Arthropoda; Insecta; Diptera; Culicidae. The coding region runs from base 126 to 671 and encodes 181 amino acids. Gene Ontology annotation, biological process: regulation of transcription by RNA polymerase II. Gene Ontology annotation, molecular function: RNA polymerase II transcription regulatory region sequence-specific DNA binding; DNA-binding transcription factor activity, RNA polymerase II-specific. The transcript has 4 exons. The record is from RefSeq and is a predicted model, not a curated record.